Messenger RNA from Pocillopora meandrina, 20628 nucleotides. NCBI's taxonomy places the organism in Eukaryota, Metazoa, Cnidaria, Anthozoa, Scleractinia, Pocilloporidae. The record is from the annotation of a GenBank genome assembly.
AUGGUGAGUACAUUCUUAUCCUAUUGGUGUUUUUCAUGAGUUUGGUGAUUUUUGAUGGUUGAUUAGUAUCCUAUCAUGGCCAUGCAAAUAACAUUACUUAUCAUUUGGUAGAUUAGUAUAUAAAGUUGGCUCAACCUCGGAUUUUUUUAGCUUGUAAAUAUUUCCAUGGUAAGUUGUUUCGCUGUCAUGUUGUUUGGCUGGUUGCGUAAUGUUUGUUUGCAAUUGGUUUGUAUGUUUGAAUGGUUGCCUGGCUGGUUGGUCGGUUGAUUUUAUCUCAUGUGACAUUUCAAUUUUCAAAGUAUCAUUACCACUUGCCACUUCAAUCGGCAUAUAUGUACUUUUUAACCUCGUUUUCACAUUAGAAUACUUAUGGACAGACUCCAUGCCAGUAUAAUGGCACUUGUCAGACAGGAUUUACAGACAAAGGUUACAGAUGCCUUUGCCCACCUGAAUACAAGGGCACCAAUUGCGAGGAGAAGAACGGUAGGUAAAAAAGCAUUUCUCAUUUGGUGAAAUACUUUUAUGAAAAACUCUACCUCACCCUUGAAGUUGUCUAUCGAUGAAUCCAAAUGCCAGUCCUAUUCAGCCAAUUACUCAAUUACCAGAUGUCUGAAUCCCCUUUUGUCUCUCCUGUUUUCCUAUCCAUCUUUCUGACUAAGCGGAUGGCUGUCUUGCCAUGUAUUCUUUUUACCCAACUCACAUUUUUUUGUUAAAAAUCAAUUCAUCACAUAUGUGUUGGUUCUUUUCCCACAGUAAGAUGGAUACAGAUGACGCCACUUACAGUUUGCUUUGAAGCAAGAGAUGAUUCGUAUGGUUUCUUUCGAACUUCCAAAGCGGGUAACAUCAUUACAUUCAAAUUAACGUACAAAUCUGGUUACGUCACCUGUGAUGCACGAAAGUCAGGUUUUCAAUCCAAAUGGGGAUGCCUUUGGAACCGUUUCAUUCCCAACCAAAUGGCUACUUUGAUAACUGACAAAAACCGUAAUCUUCUUCUCCCAAAGAGUGAUUUCCUAUCAGAUUAUCGGGACUGCAAGUUUUACAGCCUGCCUUGGGCCACAACCGAAUCGCCACAACUGCACUUUGAUAAUUUCUCUACCCCGCUGAUGGUGGAGACGAACCAAGAAUUCCAAAUCUGGUACAGCGAGGACUUGUUCAAAUGGGGUUAUGGCGAUAAUGGGUACGAAAAAACGUGUAUUGCAGUGUAUGGUUUGUAUGUUUGAGUUGUCGCCAAAAUUAGGAAGUACAUUGAAGAAGAGAGUGCCAAAAAUUGUUGUUCACGCCUUUAUGACUUCAAUAUUACAUAACUGCAACUAACUGCUAUAUGGUCUACCCGAGCAUCUGCUUUCAAGAUGACAAUCUGUUUAAAAUACAGCAGCCCGAAUUGUUACACGUACUAGGAAGUUUGAUCGUAUGACCCCUGUCCUAAAAGAAAAAUUGCACUGGCUUCCUGUUCGUCACUGUAUAGUUUAUAAAAUUCUUUCACUGGUCUACAAGGCUAUCAAUGAAGCAGUGCCUUGCUACAUUAGUGACAAACUAAAUUAUCGCACCUCUAAACGGACACUUACGUCCCUUCUCAAUACGUUCUGGCGACCCCGAAAGCGAGACUAAAGACUUAUGGGGAAAGGACGUUUGCUGUGGCGGCUUCAGGACUAUGGAACUCGAUCCCACUCGUAAUAGCCAUAGGAUCUAGUUCUUCAAUUAACAGUUAAUUUCUUUAACUACUUAAUAAACUAUCAAAAUGUGGGGCAGUGUGCUCCUAAAAAUUUCCUCGAUAGACCGACCGGAAACUUUAAAGAAGUUGACCAAUUAGUGAUGAAUUUCUCUCUCGAGAAAUGUAAAAAUUAGAAAAAUGUUUCAAACUUUGCCAUGAGCAUGUUUUGAUGAAUUAGCAGAGUAUGUUGGGUUAUUUUUUAUUUCAUCAAAAUGCUCCAUUUAAAGCUCUUUUCUUCUUUUCUGCAAAUUUUUAGUACAUGUAGUUUUCGCCGUGGCAAUCAAUAGCGCCGUAUCGAUUCGGCUGUCGAUUGUAAAUAAUCAAAAUUGAUUUUUUUCCUUAGUAUCAUAUCCGGUUCCCAGAAAAUUGCUGGAUUCCAGGCCUUAUUUUCCUGUUAUCUAUGAGGUAAUAUAAGAAUUUGCAUCAACUCCAAAUUCUGUGGAAAAAUGUAGCGACACAGAUCUUAGGGCAAGUGUUAAACUGUACCGCCCGAACUUUACCGCUGUGGAGUAGAGCUUUCUUUGAGUGCGAGAGAGCGUGACCACAUUUGCACAUUUACUAAGGCGUAUUCUGUGAGCCUGGGAUACCUGUGCCUUUAUCGUUCAUUUCUUCCUCGGUUGAUAAAUGUCCGAAUGUGACUUAAGGUCUACCUCAAAUUCCCUGUCUAAAUCCUCUCGGAGUAUUUUAUUUAAAUGGUUAGCUUUGAAUUCGUUUCAGGCCAUAAAAGCAAAGAGAUUUCUCUCAAAUCUUUGCAGCCGAGAAUCUUAACUGGAAAACAGAAAAGAAAAUUAAUAAAUAUGAUUAUAUGAAAAUCAUGUGUGGAAACUACGGAUUUAGAAAUUAAUAUGGAAGAGGUAUUCGCAGCAGUGAACACAACUUACGCAGUAGUGAAAAUAAAGCCUGAAAAGUUCAGGUCAUACGGGAUUUGAAUCCAUGAACUUUGCAAUACCGCUGCAGUGCUCUACCAACCGAGCAAAUGUGAUUUUCAUAUAUUCACUUCACGGGUUUAUUACGAACCAACAUUAUGAGCGUUGAAAGGAAAACGGAUUAGAUCAAAAUUAUAUAGGUAACAGACGGUAUCCUCCCCUUUGUCCUCUCCUUAUCAACAUGACGCGUGACAAUCUGCUAAAAGAGUUUAUCAAGUACGCAGAUAUUCUUUGAAAGUUGAAUCUUUUCAAGGGUCAAAUUAGCAGUUCCAGGCUCUCAGAACCAGCGGAACCAGCAUCUCCGCUGUUCGAACGCACGGCACAAGUUAGGGAUGAAAUAUACUCAGAAUAUAUCAGCCCAUUAAUGAAAAUAGCGCUUUGAUACAUACGACCCUCUUACAGUACAAAAAAAAAAUUUAGAUUCUCGUAGCUUCUAAAAUUGUAAAAUAUUGCUUUCAAUUAUGAAUAAUUAGCACUGACUUUUAUGAAUUUUACGCCGACGUCUUGUGCUUUUGUUUUUUUCGCUUUGUUUUGUUAUAUUUUUCUAAGGUACGUCUAUAAACGAGUCUAUGUAGCCGUUCAGACAUCUUUGUGAGAAGAACCGCUCGUAAAUGUGUGACUGAUAACCUUACGUCAGUCUUGCUUCCAGUGACAAAAAUCUACGCGCAUUUAUACCCCAAAUAACUAAUGAUAAUAAUGAGUUUCCGACUUAGAGCAUUUUACUAAUAGAUGCCGAAAUAAAAACUCGUAUGAAAAACCAGAUCUUUGUUUGUGAAAGAUAACUUUCUCCUUAGCUUAGAGAAAUAAACAAAAGGUGGAGUAAUUGACGUUGUUUCCCACUUUCUCUUCAUCUGCAAGGUAAUUUACCGGCUUGAUCUGGAUUGAGAGGGACGCAAAGGAGGUUGAUAAUCUCGAACUAAGGAAGGUUGAUAAGGAUAUCGGAAUUUGGAAAGAAAGUAUAUAAAUAGGAAUUCUGUGUCCUUAAAUAAAAUGACUUUCUCAUCUAAGUAACAGAGCAUCAACAAAGCACGGAACUUUUUCUCGAUUUAAACUUGACGUGCGGAGAACAAGCUUUAAAACCUGUUCCUUUUUCAGACACCUCAUUAAUUACUUCAAGCCACAUCCUUUAUUCCAUGUCCACCGGCUUCAGUGACGGCAAAGGAAGGAUAAAAAAUAUAAUAUUUUGAUCUUCUGGGAACAACAAUUACACCUGUUCCUUUACUCGAUCAUCAUGUGGUCAAAAAAUUUUUCAAAACCUAGAAGCUCAAUAAUAACUCUGUUCACAAUUAUCUCAGUAGCGGAAUAUUUCGCAUGCUGUUCAAUCGCUAGAGUUUAAUUAACACAUUUUCAAUGCGUUUUAUUUACCCUAAUCAGACCGAAUGCCGCCAAUGCUAAAUUCCGAGCCAAUAGCCCUGCAAAGUACAAAGUCGAAUAGAAAAUCUCCUAACUAUAUGAUUAGAAUUCUCUGCAUACAAAAGAAGUAAACAGGCAUAAAAAUCUUUUCAGAAGUCACCAGCGAUGAUCCUUAGUAGCGGCUCAAUUUAGUCUUUACCAUGGCUUCUUCCAGAAAAUUUUACUUGGUCGCCCUGUUAUCUUCAUUGGUAAUUAAAGUUGCGGGUGAAGAAGGUGAGUUAUACUUUCAUUUCCUCCGAGCUGACAUAAAAUCAUUACAGUUCAACUAAGUUAGACGCACACUCGAUUUCAUGUUCGUUAUUUUCAGUUUUUUCCAUUGAUAGAAGGUAAUGCAGUUAACUAAACUUGAAACCAUCCAGCCUAAACUUACUUUUCAAAACUCUAAGAUAAUUGUAGAAAACAUUUUUAGGUCGCAUGAACGAUAAGGCAAAGGCCGACGUGUUGACUUUUGGUAAAUAAUAACAACACAUUUUUUUCUGUUUGGUGUUGUUAAGACAACCCAAAUUCUAAACCGCCAAUCGCAGCCCACACAUAAAAAAUACAGGUCUUCCUAUUGUAUGAUUAAAAUUAAAACGGACUCCUGGUUAGUUCGGUUACAAUGCAAGGACAGGAGAAACUGGUGGGUGACAAAACUCCCCGCUAUCGAGAGGCAACAAGGCUCUUCUUCGGUCUUCUCCCCUUCUUCUUAUUUUUACGCUAAUGGCCCUGAGGGAGUUUCUCUCUCUACGAGUAGUUAAGAAAAAGUUUAAAGUCUAGGGCAAGUGUGGAAUUUAUGUCUCAUACACAUGAAUUGAACUAACUAGUGAGAUCAAGAACUCAAGGAUAUCAAAAAGCCCUCAGCCAGGACAAAAAAAUUCAGAGAUUUUAACUCAGACUGGCUUCCUGUAAUAAAAUUCAAUGCUGGAAUGUUGCCUUUUUCAAACUGGGCCAUGGUCCGAUUGUACCAAGUUACCGGUAUGCUAAGAAUUCCAAAUUGAUUUGUCAAAGAAACAGAGAUAUGUGUCUUCAAAGAUGCACUACGGCAAAAGCGAAUAAAAAAAAAUAUUGUAUUCAAUAACAAUGGAGUCGUAAAAUACCCUAGACGCAUUAUAAAUGGUUAUAACUUCAAAUAAAUUUAAUUUUUAAUGAAAUACACGAUUCAGUGAGUUGUGCUCCAAUUUUCUUAAGCGUAAACUUUAUCCAUUCUGCUACAGUGUUGUAAGUAAUUGAAUUUAUAAUUGUAAUGGGACCGAGUGGAGUUUAAUUUCGCUCACUCAUGAAUGCGAUUAAAGACCGAAUUGGACGACACGCAGUCCUGUUACCAAUUAACCAUAACUAUUACAAUUUAAGAAAAAAAAAAAGGAAAAACAUAUAAACUUACGACACGAAGUCCCGUUACCAAUUGAUCAUAACCAACACAAAUACAUUUACAUUUACUUGAGAAAAUAUCUUCGGUAGAGCCACUGUUUUGUAGGGUAAGUGGUUGUUGCUACAUUUAUCAUAGUCAACUCUGUGAUUGGGGGAUUUGGCGGAGUAAUUUGCUGCUUUACCUGUCCGAUUACAGAUGUCGAAUUACAGUGGACUGUCCGAUUGCACUUUCCGAUUACAAAUCUACAGAAUAAUUAGUCCUAAAUAAAGCAGUUAAAGAACCGAAAACAUUUGAGGACAUUUCUCCACUGGUCGUGGAGGAGAGAGAGGCAAAACUGUUAUGUUUUGCUACUUUUACAACUCGUAAGUUUCAUUACUCCAUUGGCUUUGCUUAGUCCCUCAAAAACGCAACUGGUUCUUUACCUGUCUAGACUAAACCAUAAAUGGUGCUAAUCAAAUCCGAUUCAAUUUCCCAAAGAUUUCUGUCGCAAGAUGGAAUUUAUAUCUUCUCUUGCCUUCCCUGGCAAACGGCUCAUAAACCACUUGAUACGAACCGUAGAAUCCCCUGUGCAAGACUUCUGCUCAGCUCCAUGCUACAUGGAACCCAACUGCGUCAGCUAUAACGAAUUAGUGGCUAGCGGAUCUCCAGUAAUCACAAAAUGCGAACUGAAUAAUUCCACACACAAUGAACAUCCUCAGGAUCUCAAGUCUUGGGCAAACUACAGAUAUAAAGCAACAAUGGUGAGUACAUUCUUUUCCUCUUUGUGCUUUUCGUUUAUCCUUGGUUGAUUUAUCAUUGAUUGGUAUCCUAUCAUGGCCAAGCGAAUAAAAUUACUUAUCAUUUGGUAGAUUAGUAUACAAAGUUAGAAAGCUCUACCUCGGGUUGUUUAGCUUGUGAAUGUUUCGACGGUAAGUUGUUUCACUAGUAUGUUGCUUGGCUGGUUGCGCAAUGUUUUUUUGUAAUUGGUUUGUAUGGUUGACAGGUUACGUGGCUGGUUGUUUGGUUGAUUUGAUCUCAUUUGACAUUUCAAGUUUCAUUUCAAAGUAUCAUUACCAAUUACCACUUCAGUUGGCAUAUAUCUGCUUUUUAAACCUCGUUUUCACACCAGAACACUUGUGGACAGACUCCAUGCCAACAUGAUGUCCACCUGAAUACAAGGGCAUCAAUUGCGAGGAAAGAAACGGUGGGCAAAAAACAUUUUUCAUUUGGUGAAAUAUUUUUAUGAAAAACUCUACCUGACCCUUUAAGUUAUCUUUCCAUGAAUCCAAUUGUAAGUCUUACUCAGCCAGCCAUUCGUCCGUCUGCUCCUCCAGAUGUCUGAAACCCCUUUUGUCCCUGCUGUUUUCCUAUCCAUCUGUCUGACUAAGCGGCUGGCUGUCUAGAUGUGUAUUCUUUUUACCCAACUCAUAUUCUUUUGUUCAAAAUCAAUUCAUCAAAGAUAUGCUGUUUCUUUUCCCAACAGUAAGAUGGAUACAGAUGACGCCAUCUACAGUUUGCUUUGGGGCAAGAGAUGAUUCGUAUGGUUUCUUUAGAACUGCCAAGGUGGGUAACAUCAUUACACUCAAAUUAGCGUACAAAUCCGGUUACGUGACCUGUCAUUCAUCGAACCCAAGCUAUCAAUCCAAAUGGGGAUGCCUUUGGAACCGUCUCAUUCCCAACCAAAUGGCUACGUUGAUAACUGACAAAAACCGUAAUCUUCUUCUCCCAAAGAGUGAUUUCCUAUCAGAUUAUUGGGGCUGCAAGUUUUACAGCCUGCCUUGGGCCACAACCGAAUCGCCACAACUGCUCUUUGAUAAUUUCUCUACCCCGCUGGCGGUGGAAACGAACCAAGAAUUCCAAAUCUGGUACAGCGAGGACUUGUUCAAAUGGGGUUAUGGCGAUAAUGGGUACGAGAAAACGUGUGCUGUAGUGUAUGGUUUGUAUGUUUGAGUAGUCGCCCAAAUUACGAAGUACAUUGAAGAAGAGAGUGCCAAAAAUUGUUGUUCAUGCCUUUAUUACUUCAAUAUUAGAUAACUACAACUCACUACUAUAUGGUCUACCUAAGCAUCUUCUUUCGAGAUUGUAAUCCUUUUAAAAUACAGCAGCUCGAAUUGUUACACGCACUAGGAUGUUGAUCGUAUGACCCCAAUCCUAAAAAAAAAAAAGCUUCGCUGGCUUCCUGUCCGUCACUGUAUAGUUUAUAAAAUUCUUUCAUUGGUCUACAAAGCUAUUAAUGGAGCAGUGCCUUGCUGCAUCAGUGACUCACUUAAUUGUCACACCUCUAAACGGACACUAUGGUUCUCUUUUCAACACCUUCUGGUGACCCCUGAAAGCGAGACUAAAAGAUAUUUUAAAACGUAUCUUUCAAAAAAAAAGCUCAUAACUCCUUUUAGUUUUAUUAGAUAAUAAAUAUGUUUAAUUACCUCAGAAUUUUUUCAAUUUAUUUAUUCCUGUAUAUAGAUACAGAAAUUUUUUUUCUCUUUCCCCCCUUUCUUUUAGCUUUUUUAUGAUCUUAACGCAAAGCACCAUGGACAAUUAGUGGAUUUGGCGAUGUAUAAAUACAUUUUCUAUCAUCAUUUAUAAUACAUGUACUUAUGACAUCCGGAAAAAAUACUCUAACUUUAGUGAGGUUCCUCUCUUCGAUUCAAGAACGAAGGAAAAGAAUGCUUGUCCUGGUAAAGGCCUUGCUUGGAAUCGAGAAUUCACAAGAAUGACUUGUGAGAUUUUAAGAUAUGCACCCUAAGUUAAUAGAGAUGAAAUAAAAAACUUGAAUAUAUGCUAGUCUAUUUUCAUUUUCGCUUUGCAUCCGUUCCUACAAUGGUUGGCCUCCGGGUUCAUGGAACAUUUGAGAAUGAAACUGGCCAGUUAUAAUUCAAAUUCUGCUUCUAUUUUCUUAUGUAAGAUAUCUCAAACUGGUAUUAGUCCUGCGAGCAUUCGCCCUUUUGAAUUUUAAAGUUCAAUUUGCUGCCCUUAACACUUACUGGAAAACAAAACUUGAAAUCAUUGAUUUCCGAGAAUGCUUUGUCAUUCCCGUCGUACUCGUAGGUUUUCCACGGACUUCAUAAUGAUUUUCAUAUCUAGAACCCAAUGAUGCUCUGCAGAAAGUAAGGGAGGCAAGAAGGUAUUUAAGUAUUAUCAACUGAGUUGAUAACCUCAAUUAGCCUCCUUACAGAGUCUAAAGCUGGCUUCCAAUCUACGUUAUUAACUCAGUUGCUAAAACUAAAUUACCCUGUGAUACUCUCCCAUCCACGCUGCACCAAAAUUUCUUUAGAAACGUCCCCCUCUAAUAAAAGGAAGUUGGGUUUCUUCUCCAUAAAACAUCUUAUGCAUAAACGUUUUGACUUAUUUGGAAAAUACUCACAGGGUAACAAAUAGAAUAAGAAAGAUGGUUAGAUUUUGAGCCCACUAAAGAAAUAAAUAAAGAAAUUUUUUUCGUCUCGUCACGAGCGUGAGACAAGGAAAAACUUCUGAGUCCCCAUGAGAAUCGGACCUAAAAUCUUCGGACUCCGCCCUCCGAUGCUCUACAACUGAGCCACGGAGAGUCUGUGGUUGGCAAGGCCAACUCCGAAGUUCAUGCAUGAUACGCGUCCGGCAAACUGCUAGGAUCAGCAAUGUCGUUAACGUCAUGUUUUGUUAAUAGGAAAAAGAAAGAUGGUAAGAUUUUGGGCUCGGUAAAGGAAUAAAGGAAGCUGUUUUUUCAUCUUGUCUCGGGCGUGGGACGAAGAAAAACUCUGAGCCCUCGCGAGAAAUCGAACCUCAGAUCUCCGGACUCCGUGUUCCGAUGCUCUACUACUUAUCCACAGAGACUCUAUAUGACUAUAGACUUCUAUCCUAUAUUAAAGUUCAUAUAUCAGACACCCGUCCUGCAUACUGCUACUAUCAGGGUAACAAAGGUCAACAAAUAACGUAACAACAGGGUAAUUGCUUUCAUCAAGAGAAAGUAAUGGUCCCAUUAUUUCUUUUGUUUUAAUUUUUAAAUUUAAGUUUUACAGGAAGAGAGGUGGCCAAUAUUCGUGGGUCAUGUGUAAAGAGUAAAUUGUCGCGACAAAUUUUCGCGGGUAAGUUGUCAGGUGUGAAUUGAAAAAAAGGGUCGUUCAGUUAGAAAAAAGCCGUGAGUAAAGUACAUUGUCGUAAUAAAAUCUGCUAUUAAUCUCACACCUUGAAAUUCAAAAAAGAGAUGGGGGAGAGAGGAGUCAGCUGAGAAGAGCUGAGAGGAAGGCAAAGGGCAAACAGCAUUGGGGGCCUCUGGCCACGAUUAGGAUGGACUGAAUCAUGGUAAAUAGUAAUAUAAAUAGCAACACAAAAUUAAUACCAACACAUUUCUUUCUUUAAAACUUAAAGAGUAAUAAUUCGACAAAAACUUUUUCGCGAACUGAAGGACGAAAGGUCUUGAAUCCACGCUGUCCUCAACGAAAAUAAUGAGUCGGGCGGUGCACGAUUUUUCAUUCACUUUCCGUCAUUCAAUAUCCUUUAUUAUCCAGAUUAAUAACUCAGAUAUUUAAAAAAUAAACGAAUGACAUUGUAGUACAACGUCUAUCACAUAUCAAUUUCAGAUAGUGCACGGUUGUCGUUCCCCGCUUCGCAUAUGUUGUAAUCAAAUCGUUUUUCUUUUUUUUUCAGAUAUGGUAGCGGAUCACAGAGCAGUUUCGAAAGCACGUCCACAAUAUUAUAGAUCAUAACGCCACAUAAAUUUAAAACUGCCUUUUUUUGGUUUGAAUGUUUUUUUAAGGGCUUCGAGCACAUUUUCCACGAAAAAUGUAGAUCGCAGUUAUUAAUGUAACUCCAAAAACUGACAAAUUUUCGAAUAAUUGAACAGGAUCAUGACUUUUUUAUUAAAUUCAUGUUUAUUUUUACCAAAGUUGGUAAUAAAAUAAUUAUACGUCAAACAUUCAGACGCGAUAAAUCUUUCGAUGUGUUUAUCUAAUGCGCGGAAUGCAUUUUUUGAUCUUUCACAUUUUGAAAGUAUUUGGAUCAAAAAGUCCAAUACAACUUGAAGGUUUAAGUUUCUGUUAUCCUAAGAAUAUGGAAUAUAUUCCCUAAGAGACCUUAUUCCUUUUUAUUGAGCACAGCGGAAAACAACUGUUUGCGUCACUUGCGCUAAUGUCCAUAUAGAACUGACAGCUGCUGAGAGCUUUGUUUGAUGUAUUUUCAUGAUACGCUUUCCUUCAUAAUAAUAGGUCGGUUUGGGCUGCUUAGUCCACUGCUGGGAGCUGGUGAUCGACUUAAAACUUUUAGCACACGUGCGGGGUAGAAAUAGAAGACCGUAAUCUUGAAUUGACUUGCUUGACGUUCGGUCAAGGUGACUGGAAAACUGCCAAUCGUUUUCCAUCGUUCGAUUCAUUUAUGAGUGCAAUCAUUUCAUAUAUCACUUUCAUUCUCUUCGCUGAUGCAGAACGAAUAAAAUUUACAAAUAUUAAGUAUUGUAAACAGCCACGUUCAACCUCCACCCAUGAAUGAAACUCAUUUUUGCAAAAUUAAAGGGUAUUUAACGAAGAUUUUUAAGCGCAUCCUACUCAGAAAGUUGGAUAUAAGAUGCAAAACACAAACAACUUCGACCACCAGUUAAGUCAAUUAAAAAAUCCUACUUUCCCAACUCUGUUCUCUCAAUAACAUGCACAUAUUACACUGUAAAGUUAACUUCCAUUGUAGUUUAGCAAACGGAAUUUGAUGUCUUUUCAUCGAAAGGAGGUAGAUUUUUACCGCUCUCAACCAUCUCAGAGAAUUUCGUUUUACCUUAGAACAUUGCUGGAACAUGAAAGAGUAUUUUAUAAGUUCUAAGGAAAGCUAUUGACGCAAAAAGUCUUUAAGGACUAGUUUAAUGUACUCUCUUCAAAAAAUUUCACCAAAAACUUAAUGACCCAGUAUGGUUGGAUUAUUGGAAAAAUUUGCAUAACUGUUGCGUACAACUUGUAAAGUUUCUCAAGUUUGAAAAUUUAUGGCGUUGCAACGUUCGCUCAUUUGCCAUUUAUCAAUAACAACUUUGAUUUGGAAAGAUCCUUCUUAAUCUUUUUCGUCGACUUCAAAUGCCAAGAUCAAAACUUUUUACAGAGGAAGAAAUAGUUUUUGCCGUGUUAUUUCUGGAAAGAACCUCAUUUAUACUCACAAAGGCUGGGUGUACAUAACAGGUGGCAUCUGUAAACAAUUAAAAAAGAAAUGAUAACUUGACUACUAUCCAUCUGAGAUAUAUAAUGUUCAACUUUCAAAUUUACUUAUCUUCCGGGAAGGGUCGAUUUAUCAUGUUUAUACUGAAUUUAUCAGUAAAAACAUUUUUAAUCAGCUGCGUGAUGUCAGGGAAAAAUGGUACGUCUCAUUGCGUAUUAACAUAAAUUACCUCGACUCGAGGGAAAACAAAACUAACUGUUUCCCUCGGGACCAAACAUUUAGUGUAGCAAAUGCAAUUUUUUUUUAUAACUUCUCCACUAUGACUUAGAUAAGACACUUUAAAAAGAUUGACAGAUCGCUUCUCUUUACGGAUUUUGUACCUUCUCCCCUAAAAUAAUAUCGCUCCGGAGAAUUCAUGAGAAUGCCUUGCACGAUUUUAUGCUAUUCAUCACAAUCAUAAAGAGAUGAAAUAAAGAAGCCAGACUAUAUGCUGGUCUUCUUUCAUUUCUUUUCAAUUUCUAUUUUAUCUUGCUUUAAGUUUUUGUUCGUGAGUAGAUUUUGGUAACUCGAUCUGUUUCAAUUUUCCAUCACAUUUCUUACAACUUUUCAAACAGUAGUUAGCUUUCUGGUUUAGGAAACAUUUAGGGAUGAACCUGGUGUGUUGGAAAUUUAGUUCCUACUCCUAUUUUCUACUGUACGUUAUCUCAAAGUCGUAGUAGUCCUGUAAAUGUUCGCAUUCUAUGAACUUUAAUGAUCAGUUUGCUUCCCUUAACAUUUGUUUGCAAAAAAAUUUAAAUUCCUUCCGCGAAUCCUUUGUCAUUAGCGUCAAGUACCUGCAGUUUUCAAAUGGACGUUAUAAGGAUUUACAUAUCCAGAUGUAGAUGCUACUCAGAGGGAAAUGAUCGAAGUAGUUUUUUCGUUCAUACAAGGCCUUAUGAAAAAACAGUUUUAGCAUAUUAUUAGAAAAUAAUCCUUGAUAAACUCCUUUUUUUGUUUUCUUUUUUAAGAUGGAUGAUAAAAAGCGCCCAUCUAUUGUGCUUUAUGAUUAAACGCCAGCGUACAUCUGGAAGACAAUAAUGGUUAGAGUAGGAAUAGUGGUAAUUAGACCUAAUAAAUUAUUAAAUUCCCCAUUAUCCCCAUAAACAUCCUUGUUAACCUUGAAGCUUAUCCGCAAUUAGAAGAAUGUAUAUACCAAAGAAGGCCUCACUGUCAGUGUGUUAAAGACCUUGGAACCUCGAGAACAUGUGAGGACAUAUAAAUCAAGCAUCACUAACGUAAGAAAUUACCUGAAGCUUGAUCAUGAAACUCAAAACACUUUCUUACUUAGAUAUAAAAGUAAAUAUGUUCAUAACUAAAUUCAGGGUCAGGAAACAAAGCAAAGAAAACUUGGAGAAUCUCACACAAUCAUCGAUCAAGCUUGAACUUGUCGGGGAUAAGGAAUUUAACUUAUUUCAGAUAAACGACCACCACCACGACCAUUGUGCAUAAUUGAAAUGAUAGAUAAUAUCGGAAAGUAAUGACUCGAAAUUUUCUUUUGAUAUAAGUUAAGCUUAUCAUUAUUUUAACGCAACGUGGCUGAGAUUAGGAAUGCCCCACUUUAUUUCAUAAUCCCUCUCAAGAAUUGGAAGGUAAAGAGUCCAAAAAGAACGCUAUUCACAGACGCAAAUUUGAUUACAGACAAUAUCGAAAAACAAGGAAAACAGGUUGUCAUAGCCCUCUUAGAUAUGUUUACAGGAUACGUCUGUUAUAGACACGAUAUGCAAAAAGACGGUCGUCAGAUUCCAAGAGAAUAAAGGGAGUAUUAAGUAGUUUAAGAACACCUGGUGGAGGGAGAUAUCCACACGCUAAAUUUUUAUAAUAUUGUUCUAAGGACUGAUUUCGGUGUCUGAUAGGUAUGUUAACAUGUAAAGAUAAAUAAUUAUUCUUAAGAGACCCAAUUCUCUCCAUCGAGUGAAGCGGAUAACAUUCAUUUGCGUCAUUUGCUUUAAUUUCCACAUAGAACUGACAGCUGCAAGCUUUUUUCUUUAAUUUGUUUUCAUAAAACGGUUGCGUUUACAAAAAACAGGUCGAUUUUGGAAGUUUUAUCCACUGAUGAGGGCUAGUGAUCAACUUAAACUUAUGCCAUGCGCGCGGGGUAAAAACAGAAAACCGUUAGCUCGAAGCAGGCACGCAAUUUGUUUCAUUUUUCAUGAUCGUAACCUAGAAUGCAUUAUUGAAUUAUAGAAAAGUUGAGUCGCAAACGGCGAAGAAAGUUUUAUCCUUCGAUUCACGGAUGAGAGCAACCUUAUUUAUAUUUCUCCUCCUUGCUGAUACAAAAAGAGUUAAGGUAACAGCAACUGGCAAAGACUAAGUCAAAAACCGACAACGAUGGCUCGUCUUAAUGGAAAUUAGCAUAAAUUUCCUCUUUCUAUGAUCAUCGGUCUAAAUAACCAAAGACGAUCAUGUAAACUCGAAUAUGAAACUUUGAAUUUUCAAGGACCUGUAUAAUGAAGAAAGCGAAAAAAGGUUUAUAGAGGAGAAUCAAUAUUUUUUUCAUGACUUAGCGAUCAUGUUCAUGUCACGGCUUUUGCUCUGUCUUCCUUAAAAUAAUAUAGUUCAGGAGAACAAAACACACGAAAAUGCUUUCUAGAAAUCUUGUGUCUUCACAAAAGUCAAGUGUUCAUCGAUGCUUCCAAUUUUUGUUCUCGUCUCAUUAUUGUUUUUGACGUUUUUGGAAAGGGAGGGGGGCUGGAGUUAAUUAUCUAGGGCCUUAUUAUACCAAAAAUUAGGAUUUUAAGAUAUAACAGCGGUAACAGCGACAUAAAAAAAACAAAACAAAACAAUUAAAAACAUUAGUUAAACUUGUCUUUUCCCUACGCAUUUUAUGUGUUGACCUUCUUUAUCGAAAUAGAUGUCUCAGCUGAAAUAAGAAGGAAAUCUCUGAGCGCGGAAUUGAGACAUGAAAAAUUGUCCUAAAUACCUAUGUUCUCAGAUAGGCAAAGCCGCCCUACGUGCCACACGGCAUAAUGGGCAUGAGUGAGUGAGUCAGAUAGGCAAAAAUCCGCAAAUGAAUGUAGUAUUAAUUUUUCUCCAUGUUCCCGUAUUCUCCUCAGUGGGCUGGUUAAGUUACGGAAACAUAUAAUUUUUCUUUUUUCUUCUUUUUCCUUUUUUUUUUUUUUUUCUAUUAUUUUUUUACAAAACAGCACAGUAAAAGUAAAGCUAUAAGGAGAAAAAACCAUAGAAACCGUUUCUUCAUAAAUUCCUUUUCUUAAGGAGACCGUAGAAAAUGAAAUGGAGGCAAUGCAUAAUUCAAGGCACGAAUAAAAUUUAGUGAAUGUUUUGCCGCCUUGAUGUUCUACAAGCUUGCUGCUCAAUGUUCUUACAUGAUUUUAAGAACCUCAAUGCUGUAAUGUUUCCGUGAUGGUUAAAAGAUUCCAAGGAUUCUGUUAUCGAUUAUAAAACGACGAAUGUAAUGCCAUUUUCGAGUGACCUUGAGUUGUUAUCAAUGAGUCGUUUUCCUUCAACGGAAGCAGUAUUGCCAUGGCAGUCAGUGUUCAACUUCCCGAACUGAUUAUUUCAUAAAUACUUGAAUAAAAACCAUGCAAAUCAUAAUUUAUCCUUUGAUAAGUGUAAGAUGCAAGGUUCAGGAUAAAGACUAUAACAUACACGAUGCUUCGCAAAGGAAAGUUUCACCACAAUAUUCUGUAUUUCUGGUCUUGCAUUUCCUUGAUUGUAACUUCCAUUCUACAUAUGCACGUACUUACUUUGUUUCAAGGCGCCAAUGAAACACAUUUAACGAGAGAUGAAUCGUAAUCGUUGGAAAAUAAGCCCAAAUGAACUUUAUUCGAACAGUUUGGUCUAUACACAAUUGCAAAAAUAGCACGAUUUAAUUUAUCGCCUGCCUAAAUAAAGUAUUCUCUAUGUCGUUGAAAACGCGAAUAAGGCCAGUCGAAAAUUAAAAGGCAACUAUCUGAUAACAUUUCGAAUAGUAAACAGGGCCUUUAGAGCGACGCUAAAUGAGUUCCUUAUUGAAAAAUGCACGCCUCUUAGCUGAGGCAAACCCCAUGUCUUGAAAGAUGUCUUCGAAACAAUUUCACAAUUCUCUACUGGAACAUUUUCUUGAAUUCAUGUAAAGUUCUUUGCUUCAGAUACAAAACAAAAAUGUAACGAAUGUUGAAAAAAGGUCGUCUGUUUAUAAGUUCUAAAGAUUGUUUGACAGUUUUCAAUUUCAGAAAUUAAACCAUUCGUGCAUCGAGACUAAUACAAUUGAAAUUUAAACAAUAGCGACUUGAGGAUUAGAAAUGUGGAUCACACAGUUUUUCCAACGUUUUAUUUCUUUAAUUAAAUUGAAGUUCGAAAUUAUUGAGCUAUUUUUCAGUGGCAUAUCAUACCUAUUGAGAGCUUAAACAAUUUUUAAGUGUACCUUGAAAAUUCGAGCAACUUCCACCGAAGAAUUAGGCAAGCUGGAAUGAUAAGAGAUAAUUUAUUAAAGACGUCAUUUGGUGUCUCAUAGAAAGACGUAAACAGCAUCUGAUAUGUGCUUUGUCUGUCAUCUUGAACAAAAUAUUUGAUAUGUUAAAUAAAGGGGAAAAAUUUAUUGUUUAUUCUGGUAAAAGUGCGCCUAAACUAUGUUUUAAAACUCCUACAGAGUGCGUGAAGCCGACUAAAUGUUUCAUUGUGCACAAAUUGUCGGGAUGAUUUUAUCAUACGGACGGAAAGAGUUAUGCUCUUUGUCUAACUUGUGGUGACGAAGCCGUGGGAAGAAGCGCGAACGAUUUUACAAGAAUAGGAACUUUUGAAAUAGUUUCGAAUUAUUAUUACGUGUUGGUUUAACGUUGCUUGAGACAAGACAGAAGACAAUUCAAUAAACUUUGAGUAAUAUUAAAAAAAAGUAAGCAAAAUUCAAGAAACUGUGUAUGACGAAAAAAAAUUAACAUUUUUGCAGCGAUAAUAAUUUAUUUGAACUACAUUGUCGACGACUCAUUAAAAACUGUCAAGCUAAAAAAUAUUUAGCGAUCAAUUUUUAAGUAUUUGGCGGAACAAUGCAAAUUUACACCGCAUUUAAUUUGAUCUGUUUGUCCUUUACUGUCAACUUGAAUUUGUAUUGUAGCUCUGAAGCCUUUGAGGUUCGAGCAAUUCAUUUGAAUUGCGCUUGCUUGACGUCUGUGAAUUAUGCUCAUUGUGACUUUCGCGCAAAAUGGAGCCGUGUAAACUUUGGUGGAACAAGUAAAAGGAACAAGGAAAAAGGUUGGCUUCACUCCUAAGGGUAUGGUGCGAUUUUAAAAGAAAAUUAUCUUGAGGUCUUUUUCAACGAAAGCAGAUUAUCGAUGCUCGAAGUUUACUAGCUGAACCUUUACAUGAUUACUUCUAUGCACCACAAAAGUUCUGGUAAAUGAUAUGUUGUUCUGUUUAUCUAAAAAAAAUUACCAAAAGGUCGCUAAAGUUUGAACCCCGUCCAAAAUGUUGAAUGUGUUAAGAACAACUUAGAAAUAAUUAUUCAUCACAUAUAGUUUGGAAGCCUUGUAUUUGAAUCUUUCUUGCCCUUUUGGUUACUGAACUUUGUAGAUGAAUAAAGGGUUUAAACAAUCUUCGGGAUUUCUAUUUCAUAAUUGAAUGAGGAUAAUCAGCAGCUUAUAAAUGUUAAUUAGUCAACUUGUUAAAGAUUGUAUUUUUCCUCGCUCAUAAGGAGACUAUGUUAUUUAAUCUGAACUUUUUCUCGAGUUUGAGUCGUUGUCACUUCACAUUAGGAACCAAGAUUUCGAAAUGAAGAUUUUUAAUGCUUGAAUCUUCGUUCUUCUAUGGGGGCGUAAAGUGAUCAGGCCUAUCAGGAGGACAUUUCAAAAUGCCUUAAGCAGAUCAAAGUUAUCAUUCCACAGAAACCGAAGGAGCCUUCGAAAUUAAAGUUUAAUGUUAAGAGUUGUGCUGAUCUUCCUUGACGAUUGGCAUCCUAUCGAGCCUUGUGCAAAUUGUUUACUCACAUCAUAAACUAGAAAGUACCUGAACGAAUUUACAGGAAAGGUUUUAAUGUACGUGUAGUAUUAUUGCUGUAUGGCUUCAUCUGGUAUCAAACAAGUUUUGUUGAGGGGAAACUCGUCUUUUUUCUUUCUAUGAUCCUAUUCUCAAUAUUUUCAGAUUCAGCUCAAGCAAAGAAGUAUGUGGUGGCUGUUCUGCCAUUUAAGAUUCGUCUUUUUCGCUUCUACCAUGGAGUUUGUCGCAGCUAAUGAUCAAUGUAGGACAGAAAUAAACAUACAAGGAAUGGCUCUCGAGAGUCAUGUCUUUAAAAGGUGGUCACUGGCGGCUCCUCACCUUUGCGAUGUCAAAUGUGGACAAGAGAUCACGUGCCAAAGCUAUAACUACAAUCGAAAAUACCAAAUAUGUGAACUAAAUAACCGCACCAAGGAGGCGAGACCAGACAAUUUCCUUUCGGCACCCGCUUGGUUUUACAUCCGACGAUUGAACGGCAGAGGUAAGAAAUCAAAUGUCUCUCUAUCUGUGUGAUUUCUAUUUCUCUUAAAUCUUCUCCAUCCUCAGCCUGGUUCCUUCUCGCCUGGAAGAGCUAAGAAUAGGAAGUAAAUGUAAAACAUAUCUUUACUGCGGCUCCCUUAGGUUCUAUCCCUGAAUUACCGGCGCUGUCUUGUCACGAAAUAAAGGCGAGUGAAGGUAAACACACCAUAAGCGGCAAGUACUAGCUGGAUCCAACUAGGAAAGGAAAGGCGAAACUGAUUUACUGUGAUAUGGUUAACGAAGGUAGGCCCUAUAACUUUGUUUGAGCUAUUUUAUUUUGUGGCGAGUUAUCAGUAUCAUGAAAUUAUUAUAAAUUAUACUAUUAUUAAUAUCAUUAUCGUAAUAUUUGGUUUGGAUCAGUUCUGGCGUGGAUGCCUCUAAAGUUGCUCUAAAUUAGUCCCUGUUUCUCUUUCAACAUUCUAGAUAUGGAUGAAUGUAAAUUUAACAUCAGUGACUGCGACGUGAAUGCAAACUGUACUAACACAUAUGAUUCUUACAAAUGCACAUGUAAAGUGGGAUACAUCGGCGAUGGACGCUCAUGUUCAGGUAGUUUUAAUAUUUUCAUAUAUAACUAGUUUUUGUUGAUCGUCUCAUAAUUUUAUGCAGCGUUAUCCAUGCAUGUUUAUGCAAAGAGUUACCACGAUCUACAUAUUUUGUUACACAUUUUGUAAUGAUAAGAGGAAUUACAUGACUAUGGGUCAUAAGAAUGAUAAAGUGCAAAAUUUAUCGAUAGUUUCUCAGAUAUUUACGAGUGUAAAGGAAAUCACUCUUGUCACAUGAAUGCUACCUGCACGAACACCAAAGGAUCGCACGUUUGUACUUGUCACCACGGAUAUACUGAAAAUGGAAGCGACUGCACAGGUACAUAAUGCGUUUCCUUUAGAAUCAUUCCCAUUAGAAAGAAAAGCGCCAUCAUCUUUGCAAGAGUUGUUUUACCAGCAUACCUUGUAUAAGAAGAGAUGAGUGUAGGCCUGAAGACAAUGGCGAUAAUGACACCAUUGUAUUCAAUAAACAUUCAAUGCUUACAGGACAGAACAACGGAUUUGAACUUGGGGAAACCAAGAAAAAAUCUGGUAAGUGGUAACGUGAAGUGCUCACGUCUAGAACCACAAGACAAAGACUUCUCAGCUUAUGCCCCGAAACUUUUCUCCAAUUGCAUUUUUUUUUUAUGUUUAUGAUUAUUGAUUAUUACAGAUAUUGACGAGUGUAAAGGAAAUCACUCUUGUCACGUGAAUGCUGCAUGCAUGAACACCCUUGGAUCACAUGUAUGUCAAUGUCAUGCUGGAUAUACUGGAAAUGGAGAAAACUGCACAGGUAAAUUUAAUCUCUUCUCUACAAUAUAGUAGAAUAGUCCUGCAUCACACGUUCAACUACAGUGCUGCACCAUCCAGUUGCGUUGCAAGACAAUUAGACAAUUUAUCACUAAGAAACUCGGUCAUUUUGUCCUCACGUGUUCACCUCCUCGAGUGUUCAAGUCGCUAUCUUAUGAGAAUAUAAACAGUUGUAAUCUCUUGGUAUCGAGUUGAACAAGAGAAGAAAAGUUACAUGACCGCAAGCAACCAUGUACUAUUUUGAUUAUCAUAUAAACACAAUAGGCCUUUACUGAGAAUGAAAGGUGACUUUUUUAAAGAAUGAUAUGAUUGGUUUCACAAUCCGCGAAAAAAAAAUCGUAAAGCGCGUCGGCGAUAAGGGUCAAGAUGAAAAAAUGUGUUGAACCAUUACAGAAACAGACAAAGGGCGUAACUUUCUUUUCAUAAAAUUCUCAGUUGAUUUUUUCCUUACCGAAAGAAAAAUAUUUUCAUGUAAAAGACAAAAAUAGGCCUUUAGUAAGAAAAAAAUAGAAUUUUUUAAAGAAUGAAAUUAGAAGUUUCACAUUCCGCUAAAAAAAAUUCUACCAAGGAAGGCUAGCAAGGCUAAUCUUUGAUGAUUGAUAUCCGACUACAGUUUGGAACUGUGUCUAGAGAGAGAUUCCACUGCAGUGGAAGUUUUUGUUUAGUCUAAAUUAAUAAUUAAUUUGUCACAAUGAUAAAUAACUUAAUGCUCUUUCACCUUGCAAAAGUUUAAAAAACGAAUUUAUAUCUCACUCGUGUAACCACUAACGUUGUAUAAUUUUUCUUUCUUUCCCAUUUUUUUAGAUAUUGAUGAAUGCCAAAAAAAUACUCACAAUUGUCACCUGAACGCUACUUGUCAAAACACAAAUGGAUCCUUUGUGUGCACCUGUAUAUUUGGAUUUAACGGAGAUGGACGGAACUGCACAGGUUAAGGCCUUUAGAUUGUAAUUGCCUGGUUAUGACUUUAAGAAGUGUUAGUUUGCUUGUGCUUUUAUUUUUAACUGUUUGUUUAAUUUGUACGUACCUUCUCCGUUUGUUUGUUUUGAUAAAGUAGUUAUCCUUGCCUUAAUAAUUUUGACCAAUGGUAGAAAAUGAUCCCAAUUGAAAGCAAGAGGACGAAAUGCACUCAAUGCUCAAAAUAAGGAGGUUUAUACAUGUAUCAUACUCCAAGAAUCGUGAUUGAAAGCCUGUCAUUUCUCAGAUAUUGACGAAUGUGCAAGAAAUCUUUCUUGUCAUGUGAAUGCUAACUGUACCAACACAAUUGGAUCACAUGUAUGUACAUGCCACACUGGAUACAUUGGAGACGGACAAACUUGCUCAGGCGAUUUUGAUAAC